AUGUUUGAUGUCCCAAUGUUAAAAGCCGCCGCCCUGUAUGCUCUUGUGGAUACACUACAAAAUAUGGAAUCAAAAGACAUCCCGGUAGACCUACCAGACCUCGUCAAAGCCAUUCACUGGACCUUCGAGACAACGCCAGCAGAAGACAAGGAAAUUCGAAAGCCACUUAUGCAGACAGUAUCCCGUUUCGAAAAGGAUCUUAGAGACGACGUCGACUUCAGAAGAUGCUGUGAGAAAUUUGGCGACCAACUUGACUGGACAUUGGAGAAAAUGUGGGAAGAGAAAGCCCAGUUUUCAAAGCGAUGA
Letharia columbiana is the source of this 306-nucleotide messenger RNA. RefSeq lists its product as uncharacterized. NCBI's taxonomy places the organism in Eukaryota, Fungi, Ascomycota, Lecanoromycetes, Lecanorales, Parmeliaceae. The record is from RefSeq and is a predicted model, not a curated record. The coding region runs from base 1 to 306 and encodes 101 amino acids. The transcript has a single exon.